GUCGAUUGAUUUUCCCUCUUUGCCCAACACUACGCCUAACAUCAACAUUACUUACCUUACUAUACCAUCUAAUGUGAGAAAGAGAUCGUUGUCUCUUAUUGUCUAUGGAUUCUCUGAAUCAUGUCAAGUUCUAUAUCAUGUCUCUUUAGCAAGGUUAGAUUGUUGGAAAAAUUGGUGGUUUUCUGUUGUUUAAAAUUAGUUACGAGUAACUGAUUCUUAAUGUUCUAUGCUCUGAGUUGCAUUUAUCAUUGUGCGUGGACUGGUGUCACUCCCCAGGCAUCCUGGCCGAAAUAGGACUCUAACCCGAGUCUCAUAGGUUAAUAGUCAUGUGGUAAAGUUAAUUUGCCACAUCUCAUGUCCUUAUUCCUUUAUUUUAUCUAGUUUUGUUAAUAGUUGUAACCGCAGUUGUUUCAGUUCUACUUACUGUUAACACCUCGUGUGUAAAGUUUGUACUUUACUGAUACAGUCAAGUGUUUCACAACUACUUUCUAAUGAUACCUGCCCGUAUUAGUUUUAUCAAAACUGUUGCACACAGUAAUAGAGUCUAAGUUACUAUACGUAGGUAGGGUGAUGCAUAAACGACACAGUAUUCUUGUGCAGUUACGAAUAAGUGCGUUAUUAUGUAAAUAUGGUCUAGGUUGAAAAAUAUAGAUAUGACGAAUAAUCAGGUGGCGAAUUUUACUUUUAUUUGGGUUAUUAUUUUUAUAGAUCUCACAAUGAUAAUUUUGCUACUUGUAGAUGAUCGACUCUACACAAUGUAUUCAUCCAUUUGUUCACUGGGGUCAAUCAGAAGAAUAUGUAUUUCUUUCAAUUAAAGUAGCUAAUGCAAAUGUUGAUUCCAUUGUUAUUAAAGAAGAAGAAUUCAGCUUUUCAGCAUCAAGUCUUGUGGCUGAUGGUGUUAAGAAGUAUGAAUUUAACAUGGUCUAUUAUCUUCCAAUAAUUCCUGAAGACAGUCGGUAUGUUGUAACCAGUAUGUCAGUGAAUAUCAAACUGAAAAAGGAGCUGAAAGAUUCAUGGCCAAGGUUGACAUACAGUAGUCAACGUUUACCUUGGGUUCGUCCAGACUUUGAUCGUUAUCAAUUCCAAGAAUCUGAUUUGGAAGAUGAUGAAGAUGGUAUCAAACUGAAUGUAGUACAUCCAUCAAAAGAGGAAAGAGAUAAACACAAUUUAGAGCAGAUGAUGCUGCAAGAUGAAGAGGAGUGGGAAGCAUUUUUAAAUUUGAUCAAGAAUCCAUUGACAAUAUAUUUAUUCAUGUUUAACAUUAUUCAAUUUGCUGAAGUGGAGAAAAUAGCAUUCUAUGACUGGGUUAUUGAUCGACUGUUUUUAGUACAAAUUUUAGCUACAUUAGAACCUGUGCAUGCUUUAUUAGGUUGGAUUCAAGGUGGAAAUAUUGUAGCUUCAUUUUUUCAAGUGUUUGGUCGUUCUCUAGUCUUAUUUUUCAUCGUUCUACCGCAUUCUCAAUUUCAUUCAGAAUCUACAACUUAUUGGUUAUUCUUAGCAUGGAGUCUUUCUGAAGUUAUUAGGUAUCCAUAUUAUAUACUUUCAUUAUUAAGUUUUCAAAAUGGACUCAUCACUUAUUUACGUCAUACACUAUGGAUAAUUUUAUAUCCAAUUGGAUUUAUAUGUGAAGGUAAAUUAAUAAUUCGGUCAAUUCCACUGUUAAAAGAAUCGCAAAGAUUCUCUUUGGCACUACCAAAUAUAGCAAAUAUCAGCUUUGACUUCCCAAUAUUUCUGCAAGUUUAUUUAUUAGCUAUGUCAUUCGGAUUCUACUAUCUAAUGAGACAUCUGUAUGUUAAACGACGGAAAACUAUUGGUCCACGACCUAUUAAAGGUGCUGAUCAGAUGGGAUUUUUCUCUUUUCUACCCUAUCUACAUUUAUUAGUUCGUGGUUCCGAGAAAAAAAGUAUUAGAGGGGAAAAGAAGUUUGUCAAAGGUCGUAAACUACCUAAACUAGCUUGAUUCUUAUAUAAUUCAUGUCAUAAUAUCCGUGAUAUAUAUAUACAUAGGUCAAAUAUCCCUCAACUCAAAUGUGACGUUAUUCCGCUAAAUAUAUAUAAACAUAUGCAUAUCUAUGUAUGAGGGUUGUAUUUGAUAAAAAUCGCCAACAUGUUGUUAUUAGUUAAAUGUGUU
This is a messenger RNA of Trichobilharzia regenti, 2130 nucleotides long. The record is from the annotation of a GenBank genome assembly. Lineage: Eukaryota; Metazoa; Platyhelminthes; Trematoda; Strigeidida; Schistosomatidae.